AUGUUUAGCAACCGAAAGAACUCCCAGAAGCCUGAUGACGAGCUCAUCAGCCGGUUCCAGCGUACCUUUGGAGAUGUUGUACCUCGAAGAGACCCCAACGAGCAAGGACCAGGUCCCCUCAACGAGGGAGCGGGUGAUCCAAUGAUGCCUGCAAGGUACGCACUUCUCGGUUAUUCCAGGGCCGCCGCUGACGAGCCGGCAUUCGGGGACAGAAUGAUGGAGACUGGUGAAAUGAAAUUUCCCGCCCAACAACAACGCACGCCGCGCAAUCUCAUGGACCUGAACCUCACGCCCUCGUUUAUGGAUCCCGAAUCGCUGAAUAUGAUGAAUUUCGCUGGCCAACACCCGGGCUUCUACACUCCGAACUCUGGUGGAAUGGGCGCAUUAUGGCACAGCCAGGCCGGCGACUUGCACACACCGACCCUGGGACUGAAUUCAAUGACGCCCCUGUCUCUGCCGGUUGCAAUCUCAGGCGUGCCGCCUAAUACUCAGAGCACUGUGGGACAAUACAACCCACAACUAUACGCCCAACAAAUGCCGGGCAUGAAUAUGUAUGCGCAGGCUCAGCAACAGCCGUCCUUUGCGCCCAGCGCAUUCAUGCACCGCGGUGACUCUGGUUAUGACCCGAUGGACGAAACUACCGAUACAAGUGAAAUGCAAAUGGAUACGGCAUCGAGUAUCACUGGCUCUACAGAUUUGUCAGGCCAGGUGGACAUGUCGUACGCGAAUCCGUCCGGUGAAAAAUUCCGCUAUAAUGUCUCCCUCCGUGCUCCGACGGCCAUGAUCAAGGACGCGAAGGAAAUUCCCAUCACCUAUCUCAAUAAAGGCCAAGCGUACAACCUUACAGUAAUGGACGCAAACCCGCCGCUGAUGAGCUCGCAACCCGUGCAAUAUCGAACCUACGUUCGCGUCUCCUUUGACGAAGAAGAGCAGCGCUCAAAACCAUCCACGUGCUGGCAGCUUUGGAAAGAGGGGCGGGGUUCCAGCGAGUCCCACCAGCGCGGUGGCAAAUUGCUGGCCGUUGAAUACGUUGACCCGCUUCAGGGCGGCGGCGAAGACCCUAAGCACCGUCAGAUCCAUGUUGAGCAUGCCUCUUUCGAUGGCUUCGUCAUCACAUGGACGGCCAAUCCGGCCACUGGUACCUCCGACUGCUCUAUUCCUGUGCGAUUCAACUUCCUCUCGACCGAUUUCAGCCACUCUAAAGGUGUGAAAGGCAUUCCGGUGCGGCUCUGCGCGAAAACGCAGAUUCUAUCACCGGGAGACGAAGGGACGGAACCGGAAGUGUGCUACUGCAAAGUGAAGCUGUUCCGCGAUCACGGCGCCGAGCGGAAAUUGUCAAACGAUGUCGCGCAUGUCAAGAAAACCAUCGAGAAGCUGAGGCAGCAGAUUGCGCAGGCUGAGAUGGGUGGCGGAUUUGGCAAGCGGAAGCGCGGUAGCAUCAACGCCGUCAAGGCAACGGAUCGUCAGAUGAAGGUCAAGCACAAGCGGACGUGGUCUAGUUCACAGGAUGGGCAACCCGAAAAAAUGUCCUUGGAGGACGAUCUGCACGCCAAGCUUGCCAUGAUGGAGGCCAUGUUUUCAUCGACUCGUUCUGUCAGCAGAUUGAGCCUGCGCGGUGAAGAUGGUGAUGAUCCCGAUAUGUACCCGGUCCGGUUACCACGGGAGUCGAACGGCGACACUGUCAAGGUGGAGUUCUUAGAUCGCCAGAAUACAGGUGGAUCGCAGCAGUCCAUGGAGUCCUUUAUUCUUUCUCCGAGCAACAGCAGCGGAUCCUUCAACUCGCCUCGCAUGGCUCUAGCUCAAUUGAAGAACCAUCCCGUCACCGUCCAGAGAACCGUAGCCGGCGAUCCGUCUAUGUCGGCAGGGUGCAUCGAGGCCAUUGAUAUCGACCCGACAUACCGACCACCAGCCGAACGGCCUCACAAGCCAAUUGCCUGCUUCUACGUGCGGUUUUCCGGCACCGAAACACACCCGCGGGACUACUACCGCGCCGUCUACCUAACCGAACGCACUGUCCGAGACUUGCUGCGCAAGAUCUCCGAGAAGCAACACAUCGAUCCCUCGCGCGUGGUCAACGUGUUGCACGUCAAUCGCAACGGUCUUAAAAUCAUGAUGGAUGACGACGUGGUCCGAGAACUCCCCGAGGGCCAAGACAUGGUCGCCGACAUCUGCGAAGCUCGCAGCCCAAAUGGCACCGAUGCUGACGCCGAUACCACGGGCGUCGAGAUCAAUUUGACGUACUGA
Penicillium riverlandense is the source of this 2244-nucleotide messenger RNA. RefSeq names its product grainyhead-like protein. The record is from RefSeq and is a predicted model, not a curated record. The transcript has 3 exons. NCBI's taxonomy places the organism in Eukaryota, Fungi, Ascomycota, Eurotiomycetes, Eurotiales, Aspergillaceae. Gene Ontology annotation, cellular component: nucleus. Gene Ontology annotation, biological process: regulation of transcription by RNA polymerase II. Bases 1 to 2244 code for a protein of 747 amino acids. Gene Ontology annotation, molecular function: RNA polymerase II cis-regulatory region sequence-specific DNA binding; DNA-binding transcription activator activity, RNA polymerase II-specific.